Athene cunicularia (burrowing owl) is the source of this 2107-nucleotide messenger RNA. Its product is annotated as leucine-rich repeat and fibronectin type III domain-containing protein 1-like protein. The coding region runs from base 16 to 1902 and encodes 628 amino acids. The record is from RefSeq and is a predicted model, not a curated record. NCBI's taxonomy places the organism in Eukaryota, Metazoa, Chordata, Aves, Strigiformes, Strigidae. Gene Ontology annotation, molecular function: protein binding. The transcript is spliced from 2 exons.
GUUAUUUUCCUUACGAUGGAAAGGCUGGUUGUCUCUCUCCUGGUUAUUAGCACCGCCGUGAAGGCCAUGAUGUGUCCCAAGAGGUGCAUGUGCCAGAACCUGUCCCCAUCCUUCACGAUUCUCUGCACGAAGACGGGGCUCCUCUUCGUGCCCCCCAGCAUCGACAGGAGAACGGCAGAACUGAGGCUGAUGGACAACUUUAUCACGACGCUUAGGAGGAAGGAUUUUGCCAACAUGACCAACCUGAUUCACUUGACGCUGUCGAGGAAUACAAUCAGUCAAAUCAUGCCUUACGCUUUUUUUGAUCUUAAAGGCCUCCACGCCUUGCACCUGGACAGCAACAGGCUGACUUACAUCAACGAGGAUCACUUCAAGGGUCUGAUUAACCUCCGGCAUUUAAUCCUCAGUAACAACCAGUUGAACUACAUCUCUCCCGGGUCGUUGGAUGAUUUUAUUGAAACAAUCGAAGACCUGGAUCUGUCCUACAACAACCUCGUUAACGUCCCUUGGGAAACGAUUGCCAAACUUUCUAAUGUCAAUACGGUCAGCCUGGACCAUAAUCUCAUUGAGUUUGUGCCAGAAGGCAUCUUCUCAAACCUCCACAAACUUGCCCGCCUGGACAUGACCUCCAACAAGCUGAAAAAGAUCCCUCCCGACCCUCUGUUUUCCAGAAUCCCGGUGUACGCCAAGUCCAAGGGGUCUCCGCUGUCCUCCCUGGUGCUCAGCUUCGGGGGGAACCCUCUGCACUGCAACUGCGAGCUCGUGUGGCUCAGGCGUCUCACCAGGGAGGACGACCUGGAGACCUGCGCCUCCCCGCCCGAGCUGAUGGGAAAAUACUUCUGGUCCAUCAAAGAGGAGGAAUUUGUCUGCGAGCCGCCGAUGAUAACGCACCGCACCCCGAAGCUGGCGGUGACAGAAGGCCAGAGCGUCUCUCUGAAGUGCAAAGCUGUGGGCGACCCCGAUCCCUACGUCCGCUGGAUCUCGCCCGACGGGAAGUUGGUCUCCAACACCUCCAGGACGGUUUCGUACGAGAACGGGACGCUGGAUAUUUCAGUCGCUUCCCUGGGCGACAAGGGCACGUUCACCUGCAUCGCGUCGAACGCCGCGGGAGAGUCGACGGCGCCGGUCGAGCUCCUGGUGAGCCCGUACCCCAGCCUGGCCAACAGCACCAACUGCGACAAGGAUGCGGAGCCCGGCCCCUCGGACAUUCUCAUCUCGGCCAAGUCGAGCUUCCCCAACGAGACCAAGGCUCAGCAGGAGAAGGCGGUGGUGGUGGCUGAGCUGACGUCGUCCUCCGCCCUCAUCCAGUGGCCUUCCCAGCACCACCUGCCCGGGAUGCGCAUGUACCAGAUCCAGUACAACAGCUCCGCCGACGACAUCCUGGUGUACAGGAUGAUCCCAGCUGGUAGUAAAUCCUUCUUCUUGACUGAUCUGGUUGCAGGACGUGAGUACGACCUGUGUGUCCUCGCUGUCUACGACGACGGGCUCACCUCCCUGACGGCCACCAGGGUGCUGGGCUGCGUGGAGUUCACCACCCAGGAGGAGUACAAACAGUGCCGCUCCCUCCACGCCCAGUUCCUCGGCGGCACCAUGAUCAUCAUCAUUGGGGGGAUCAUUGUGGCUUCCGUCCUCGUUUUCAUCUUCAUCCUCCUCAUGAAGUACAAAGUCUACAACAACCACCACAAAAACAAGGCGACGAAAGUGAACAACGUCUGCUCGCAAACCAACGGCAGCCAGAGCGGCUCCAUGGCUCGUUCCACCUCUAAACUGGCGGAGAGGAGGGAAAGUUUGCACCAGGAGUGCUCGGGCUCUUCCAGCAAAGGGAAAACUGUCGUAGAUUUGGAUUGUGACAAAGUGACUCCAACCAACACAACCUUUUUAACCACGGACACGUUGUCUUAGUGGCCGUGCGACGGGACGGGACGCACCGGGGCGGUCGUCGCUCGAAACGUUCAAAACGCGAGUGGUUGUAUUUUAAGCUUCACUACUAUUGUCUAUUUUUAAGAUCAGAUGGUUUAAAAAAAAAAAAAUAUUUUUUUAAUCUGUAUACAGUUCCUGCAUUCUUAACUAUUUUGUUUCAAUAUAUUAAAUAUAAGUGUGUGAUUUA